AUGACGACACCUUCCUUUUCGGUCCAGCUGAAGGAUGUUCAAGAGGCAGUCUUACCCCUCCUUGUCCCUCCGGUUUCGACAUUCACUGCCCCUCUUCUCAAUAACUUUGCGUCGUCACACGACCCUUUGAUGGAGAGUAACUCUCUCUUCACCGCAAAGUCAGAUCUAGGUACCGUCCAUGUUGAAUUGGAUGCUACCCUCCGAGCCCUUGCUAGGAAUGCCGGAGCUGAUGGGGCAGCAAAGGAUGAGACUCCUGACGAGUUUAAGACAGAGUUCGGAGCUAAAGAUCCCGGGUCUGAUUCCAAGCAGAUGUUAGAGCUCGCAAGGCAGGGUAGACUUCGGUCGAAGCUUCGAGGGUUAGCCGGUCAGCCUGAUGGGCAGACUCGGAGCCAUGUAUCGAUCACACGAGCAUCGAAACUUCGGAGGGAACUGUUCGAUCAGGAGAUCGAGAGGGAAGAGAGGGAAGCCUUGGAGGAAUUCAAGCGGAAGUUGAGGGAGUCUGUGCUACAGUCAUCUACAAGCUAA
Molecule: messenger RNA, 525 nt
Organism: Orbilia oligospora ATCC 24927
Lineage: Eukaryota; Fungi; Ascomycota; Orbiliomycetes; Orbiliales; Orbiliaceae
Exons: 1
Coding region: 1-525 (174 amino acids)
Source: RefSeq, a predicted model, not a curated record